Cokeromyces recurvatus is the source of this 1048-nucleotide messenger RNA. RefSeq lists its product as uncharacterized. Gene Ontology annotation, cellular component: plasma membrane. The record is from RefSeq and is a predicted model, not a curated record. Lineage: Eukaryota; Fungi; Mucoromycota; Mucoromycetes; Mucorales; Mucoraceae. Gene Ontology annotation, biological process: angiotensin-activated signaling pathway. The transcript has 7 exons. The coding region runs from base 242 to 688 and encodes 148 amino acids.
GUUUUUUGUAAAGUAAAUUUAUACCAAAUACCUGUUGCAAGUAAAAAUUUAAAUGCUACUAAAAUAAAGCAAGUUUAACUCAAGUAGUCUUUUUUUUACAUUUAAUUUUCCCGUUAUAGUUGAACAGAUAGUAAUCCUUAUAUUUAAUUUCUGUUUCCGCUGCUACUAACUCUAGAAUCCUGAAUUGUGUGUAUUUUACUUUUUCUUUUUAAAAAAAAAUAUACACAUAUUUAUAAAUAUAAUGAAUUCUGUACAAAAUAUAAUUCAGCAAGCAAAUUUAGCUAGUCUUUUAGGAUUACAUUUGGGCCUUUCUCUUUUAGGUGCAGUCGCUAAUAAUCCAACAUAUAACAUUCCCAUCUUUUUUUUUGGCAUUUGGGCAUAUAAUUAUCGUGAUUCGAAUUCACCUCUCAAAACUUUUACAGGAGUACUUGCUUUUAGUAUUUUCUUGGAUAUAAUAUGGUUCUACUUACACGGUGGUAAUCCUCAAGCAGAAAGUGGAUUUGGAUUUGCUAAAUUCUUCAACGUUAUAAACCUUUUUGUAAAGCCUCUUACAGUGUAUUCCGGCUUUAUCAACUUGAAGGAACGUGGGGAUUCUUUAAAUGUUGGAAGUUGGUCGGACGCACCUGGCGCGUUUCCUUCCGGUGGUUAUCAAAAUGUUAGAGAUGGAGAUAGUGCUGAGUUUGCAUAAAGUUGGAAUUUUGAAAAGAGUUAAUAUACAAAUUUUAGUUUCUAAAUACUUUUGUGGAUAUUAAAGACAGAGUUCUGCAGUAAACAAAAAUAAUAAUAAUAUAAGUGAUCUUUAUGCAGCAAAUAUACAAAGAACAAUAUCAUAGAUUGUAGUAUUAAUAUGUGCGCAUCACUGUUAUGCUGAUAAAGUGGAAGAAACCCAUUCAAACAGUUUAUUAAGCUUUUUAUUUUGGAUUAAUUUUAAUGCUUCUUUGAUAUCGUUUUAUUGUGAAACUGUAUAUCUUACUCUUUAACUGUAAUAUCUUUCUUUUUUUCGGUUUAUUUUAACAGAAAGAGUAGUAUUAGUAUAUGUAAAAAGCAG